AUGGAGGACCACGGGGCUGAGAUGAAUGUGUUUUCUUCUGACAGCUCUAAUAGUGGAACUGAAACAGGUGAGACUUAAACUAUCUUAAUGAACUGAUUUGAAGAAACUCUCCAACAGAUUGCAUUACUGAUGAAACGAGAUGUCUACCCUUUUUUGUGUGAGACAGAGCAAAUAUAAUGAUGAAUUUAUGGAAAACAAAAGCAAAAAUCAGUCUUCUUCUUCUCAUCCCUGGACAGUGCAGACUGUUUUGAAGGAUUUAUUUUUUUUUUUUAUGCAGAUACAUUUUUAUUCUCACCCAGCCAAGGCAUGCUUUGUAAAGUGUGCUCUGAUUCAAGCAGUGGAAAACACUAUGGUAUCUACACCUGCAACGGCUGUAGUGGUUUUUUCAAGCGUAGUGUGAGGCGAGGACUUGUCUACAGGUAAGCAAGAUUUAAACUCUUCCUUAGGAAAGACUGGAAAUAUACAGCAGAGAUGUUUUUACAUUUAAAUAACUUUUGUUGUUGUUGUUGUUGUUGAAGGUGUCAUGCCGGGACUGGCAGGUGCCUUGUGGACAAGGCUCAUCGGAAUCAGUGCCAAGCUUGUCGACUCAAGAAGUGUCUCCAGGCUGGAAUGAACAAAGAUGGUCAGAAAGCUCUUUAUAGAUUGAUUUUGUAAAGUCCACUAUCUAAGAGUCAGUCAGUUUUUAUUCAUGUUAUCUCCUGAUACUUCAAAUCAACAUCCUUCACUCCAGAACUCUUAAUUGAACAGAAAAACAUUUAUUAGCAGUUUUUUUGACUGUAACAUUGCAAUUGAAUGUUAAUGUAUGAAGGCUUUUUUCUUAUUGUCUCAACUGUCUUUAUUCUAUCAAACAGAUGUGCGGAGACUUUUUUUCUCAUGACACUUAAAGCAUGUCUAAAUGGGAGUCUUUGUAAUAAUUUUCCUCAGACCAAAACUAGAUCCACCAAUGCUUGUGUCAUAGAAAAACCCUCAGCUUUAUAAACAUAUAUUUUUCAGGAGGAUGUUUGUGUACCAUCCUUUCUCAAACAUAUACAUUUUUUUUUGCAAGACAAGGGUCUGACUGAAGGCUCCAACAUUCAUGCUUGGACUCUUAAGGUGUCACAAGUAAUACAGUCCGUCUGCACUCUUUUCCUGUAGUCCACCUAUCUAUGUGUAUGUAAUUUCUGCUACAGUAAAACCAUUACAAGACCUUCUUUAGUUAGUAAUUUAUCAUAUUCUCAACCAUCCGGCAGCCGUGCAGAAUGAGCGACAGCCUCGAAGCACAGCACACGUCAGUCUAAACUCCAUAUGUGUGGAUACUAAAAAGGAGCAUCCGGCAACCAUACAGAAACUCACCUCCUCCGCCACCCACUCAUCAGCCACCUGCAGACCUCAGGUCACUUCCUCUGUAAUCCCCUCUGCCCCUAUCCAGCCCUGGAGCAACCCCAACAACAACCAUCGCUUUAUGGUCAGCCUGCUGACUGCAGAAACCUGCACAAAGCUGGAGCAAGAGGAUGGUGAGGUCAUGUGACUAGGAUUUUUCUGAGAUUUACUUAAUCAAAUUUAUUUGGACAUAAUUUACCGAAUAAACCAUUUCAGGGUUGAGUUUUGCUACUUAUACCACAUGUAUACAGUGCCUCUGAGGAUGAUAAGUCUCAAAAAUUAAGGGUAACCUUACUUGGAUUGUUGAGAUGCAGAUAAGUUAAAGAAUAUUUCACAUUUUUGUGCCUUUCUUUUUCUAAGUGGAGGGUAACAUUGAUGUCACAACCAAUGAUUCAGAGAGAAAUCAGACUUCUUCAGACUGUCGUACAUCCCUGUUCACCUCCAGCUGUUCAGAGAGUGUGUAUGAAACAUCAGCACGACUCCUCUUCAUGUCUGUCAAGUGGGCAAAAAAUUUGCCUGUUUUCACUCACCUGCCAUUUCGAGACCAGGUGAGACUGACUCGUAUGUCAAGAGACCGUUAAAGCAUAUCAUAAGUCAUGUGUGAGACUGAAAGCAUAUUUUUCUGUGACACCCACAGGUGAUUCUCCUUGAAGAAGCUUGGAGUGAGAUGUUCCUCUUGUGUGCCAUUCAGUUGUCCCUCCCUCUUGACAGCGGUCCUCCUCUGUCCUUGCCAGAGCUUCCUCUCUCACAGCAGGGCAAGGCCGGUCUCCUCGCAGCUGACCAACGCAUCCUGGAAGGGGUCUUUAACCGCUUCAAGGCCCUGGCUGUUGACCCCACUGAGUUUGCCUGCCUGAAAGCCGUCGUCCUCUUCAAACCAGGUGAGGAGUUUCCCUCCAGCAAAUUAAAAUUGUUCUUGAGCUUGUGCAUAACUUUUGUCUGCUUUUUGUCUUCAGAAACACACGGCCUCAAAGACCCGGAGCAGAUAGGGAAUCUGCAGGACCAGUCUCAGGUGUUGUUGGGUCAGCACAUUCACUCAGUGUACCCCAAUCAAAGCGCCAGGUGGGGUGUUUUAAACAUAUCGUUGUGUGUUCAUAUUUUAAGUUUUGGUUUAAAGCCUGCAGAAAGGUGAUGUUUUCUCCUUUUUGUUUUUGUCCAUCGAGGUUUGGGAGACUGUUACUCUUGCUGCCUUCACUCCAGUUUGUGAGUCCAAAGAGAAUUGAACAACUCUUCUUUCACAGGACGAUUGGCAGCACACCGAUGGAGAGGCUUCUGUGUGACAUGUUCAAAAACUAA
Xyrichtys novacula (pearly razorfish) is the source of this 2652-nucleotide messenger RNA. The record is from the annotation of a GenBank genome assembly. NCBI's taxonomy places the organism in Eukaryota, Metazoa, Chordata, Actinopteri, Labriformes, Labridae.